CACACACUGGUCCUGCUGGCAGCUGGCCGGUCCAUCUCCCACUGAGAGAACCAGGAAGCCUGGAUUGUCGGCUGUUCAUCGGCGGCCUGGACCGUCGUAGAUCGAUCUUGGCUAGAACGAGAGCAUAUCAGCAUAUGCCUCAAAUCAUACCCAACCUGGGCUUUCGAGGGCUUGACCACUUCUUUCUGAACGUACUUACAUUGCCCAUUUUCCCUGGGCAGAAGCUCAGUGGUCACUAAUAUCUCCGACACAUUCUGCUCAAAACUAAACCAGGUUCAAUUGCCCGUGAUUCGGGGUCCUAUCCACCUACUCCCCUAAUAAGAGACCUGCAAUUCAAGCCAACAAUCAGACACCACUAUUUCUGCCAGGACAGCUCGGCUCAUCUGCAGCGACCAUGUCGGGACGGCGGGAUAGUCUGACGCCUCCUGUCAGGCAAGGCACUCUUGACCCAGGCGCCCAUGAUCUAGCAGAGGCAUCCGACUCGGAAGAGCACUAUUCAGAUGCCCAAUCCGGGCCCGACCCGACCUCUCCGUCUCCAGCCUCGCCUAUCCCGAGAACAAGGGUUGAGCGGGUUGACGACAAGCCGGCUUACGGGGAAGUCCCCGGCACCCAGGCCUAUCGCAUGAGGGAGGAGGACGCGGCGCCAGAUGAGAUAGCUAUCAUUCCCGACCCUCGUGACCCGUCCCCGCCUGAACCUCAGCAUGUGGGCAGGCCGCCAACGCCCGGCGGGCAUCCCAUCCCCAAGACUGUGGUGGAGGAGGCGCCGGAUGCCGAGGGCGCAGUGACACACCCCGAGGUUGACGAGAAGCACAAGUCGGAUCCCAGUCCCGACCUGCUCGUCAAGGCAGACGGUCAGCGGGUAGAGAAGGGCGGAGAAGCAGCAAACGAUACUCCAAUAUCACCAUCUCUAAGUACUCCUCCCACACCGGCACGCUCAAGAAGAAAAUCAUCGCUUGCUCUGAAAAGAUCCCCGUUAAGCCCUGGGUCAUCCCCGCCUUGGAGCGCCGUAACCGCUGCGGAGGGCACUGCCGAGCAGCAGGGGAACGACAGGGAUGAAGAGUUCGGUGAUGACUUUGAUGAUUUCGAAGAAGGCGACGAAGGGGGCGACUUUGGUGAUUUCGACGACACCUCCUUCCAAGAAGCCCAGGGAGCAUCCGCCCCUCCACUGCCCCAAACUCCUUUCGUGCCGUCUCUCCCCUUCCCUGUCCCAAACUUCGAGGACCUCGACCCCCCCGAAAUCUACUCCCUCACCGCCCCUUACCUAGACGCCCUCUUCCCACCAUCCUCACUCUCCUCCUCCACCCCCCUCCCGCCCCAUCAACAACCUCCAAAAGACAACCCCGUCUUCUUGACCCCUCGCUCCGCUUCACUCUGGUCGCAGCUGGUCGCCCCGCCGCCACUGCAGCCGCCCGACUGGAUCCGCUCGCGCAUCCGCCGCCUGUUCCUCGUCUCGCUCGGCGUGCCCGUCGACCUCGACGAGAUCCUCCCGGCCUCGUCCAAGCAGAAGAAGCUCGUCCUGCCCUCGCUGCGCCUCCGCCGCAUGUCCUC
Molecule: messenger RNA, 1548 nt
Organism: Canariomyces notabilis
Lineage: Eukaryota; Fungi; Ascomycota; Sordariomycetes; Sordariales; Chaetomiaceae
Exons: 4
Source: RefSeq, a predicted model, not a curated record